CAGGUGUUCGACCGCGUGCGCGCCGAGCGGCCGGAGGUGCUGUCCAAGGUGGUGGCGGUGAGCGGCGACGUGUCGGAGGCGCGGCUGGGCCUGUCGCCGGCCGACCGCGCGCGCCUCGCCGAGGCCGUGUCCGUGGUGUUCCACUCUGCGGCCACGGUGCGCUUCAACGAGACGCUGCGCGCCGCCGUCACCCUCAACACGCGCGGCACGCAGCGCGUCGUCGAGCUCUGCCGCGAGAUGCGCCACCUGCAGGCAGUGUAUCCACCCCCUGCAGAUCCAGAUAAAGUAAUCGAAUGUUGUGAAAUACUCAGUGAUGAGGCUUUGGAAGUUGUUGCAAACAAGUUAAAAGGGAAACAUCCAAAUACGUACACUAUAACAAAAGCAAUGGCGGAAUGGGUAGUAUCUCAACAGGCAGGUGAUAUUCCUGCUGCAAUAGUUAGGCCCUCAAUAGUUACAGCUGCGUGGAAGGAACCUGUACCUGGCUGGGUGGACAAUGUAUGUGGUAUCACAGGCAUAAUGAUGGAAAUAGGACGAGGAACCAUUCGAAGUAUCAUAUGCAAUGAGAGAUUAGUCAUGGACCUUAUACCAGUAGACUUUGUUGUAAAUUCAUUGAUUGCUGUAGCCUGGCACACAGCUACAUAUAGACCCAAUGCAGUAAGAGUCUACAACUGUACCUCUGGCUCCAAGAAUCCAGUUCGUUGGUUUGAAUUUGGUCGUCUGACUCAAAAGCAUGCUUGUGCAACACCAACAAGACAUGUGAUGUGGUAUCCUGGCUUCACUUUCCGCACCAAUCGCCUGGUUCACAAAAUUUGUGAAUCACUCUUUCAUUUCCUACCUGCAUUUGUAGUGGACAUCAUGUUGAGACUGCAGGGAUCCAAACCUAUCAUGAUGAAGAUCUCAAAGAGAUUUCAAAUGGCAGCACGAACAGGAGAGUUUUUUGCUUUACAUGAAUGGAAUUUUCAUAAUGAAAAUGUACAAGAUCUUUUGCGAGAUCCCCUCGAUCGAGCAAUAUUUGAUGUGGAUGUUUCUCAGAUGGACUGGGAUACCUAUGUCAAAUUCUACAUGCUUGGCAUUAGACAUUACAUUCUGAAGGAUUCAGCAGACACAAUUCCAAGUGCCAAGAAAAAACUUCAGAAAUUGUACUGGGCCCACCGUCUCACCCAGGUGCUCACAGUUGUUGUGUUAUUGAAGAUAGCUAAAUUUCGGUGAUAUGCACACUGCCUCAACUCAGGCCAUAAAAACUAAUAUAAAAAUCAAACUUUCUAUGAAGCUUAGCUGAGCAAUUGGUGCCAGGACACAAUCAAAUCUGGAAAAAGUUAGGGACCAACUGUACCUCAACCUAUUCCAAGAGCAUAAUGUAACCUCAGGUUGGUUUAUGACAUUAAUGCUUCCAUCCAUAAGAUAACCACAAAAGGAAUACAUCAGAAAGGCAAAAGUUACUUUGAUGCAUUGUCAUCUGAGUAAGCAGUUCAUGAAAUCUAUUUUUAUCACAUCUUGAUACUUAUACUGAUUGAAGACUCAAUAUUAAUAUAUUUCCAUGCGAAAGUCAAUUGUACAUAAUGUAUGCCUCAGUAUCAGACAGAUAAUCAAAGUAUAUUAGAGCUAUUUCUCUGGAAGUAGCUAUAUUACAGUUCUGCAUAACAGAGCAUGUAAUCAAAAAUUUAAAUAAUUCGAUAUAGUCAAUUCCAGAAUUGCUGCAAUACUACUCCUUCAUUAUCACACAUCAGUGCUAAUGAAAUAAAGAAGUAGCUAAUGUCAAUGAUUAAUACCUAUUCUAAUCUUUAAUCAUUUGUAGCAGCAAAAUUGAGAGUUUGCAUACUACAUCUGGCUGUACUGGUUGUACAGACUAUAACAGAGAAAACAUUGUUCUUUGUUUAAUUAUUAUUUUCUCAUUUUCUUGUAAGUAUUCUGUUCUGUGUUAAAACAUUAAUAAUAAAUGCAUGUUAAUAGUCUCACAAUUUUAUGUUUUUCAUUUUAUUCAGCAUUUGCAAGGAGCAAAAAUUAUUAGAGAAAAAUUACUAUUUUCUGAAAAUUUAAAACAACAGAAUCAAAUUAUAUGUAAAUACAAUUUAAACAUGUUGAAUAUGAAAUAUGUAGAGGCUUAGUUUUGUAAUUUUAUAAAUAGGUCCUAAAUUGCUAAUCAUGACUAACACUGUGCUUAAACAAAGACUGCAGACAAAAUUUACUCUUUAAGUUAUUCAUGAAACAAGUAUAAAAGCAGAUAUGCUUUAAAUGUGAAAUAGCACACAAGGUGACAAUCCCCUCAGCCAUUUGAUCAUAUAACUUACUUUACUGAGUAAGUGCUUGUGUACUACAAAAACAUGUAAUUUCUAAUGAGUAACAUUUGUAGUUUAGUGCAAAAACUGGAUUGCUUCAAACAAGAUUUUCCUACUGCCUUGUGAAUUAAUAUUAUGUCAAAUAGUUGUAUUUACAGCAAAGAUUACUCGGAACAUACCAUUCACCAACCAACAAAUAUAUUUUAAUUAUGUAGUAAAAGCUUGGCACAGAAAUGUUAUAUAUUUCCUACAGUUUGCCAAUCUUUUACCAAAUUAAAACAAAUCAAAUAAUUGGAUUUUUUGUAUAUCCCCAUUCUUUCCAGAAAAACAAUUUGUUUUUAAAGUUUUUAAGUUAUUUUCAAAAGCAUUUAAUUUCCAUAAACAUUUGACUCCUCCAAUAACUGCAUUUUCAAGAAACAAAAAUCUAAUAUUUAUUGACUUGGCAAUAUAACUUGCACACACACAAGCUACUAUAUUCUCUGAAUCGUAAAACUGCAAUAAUAAAUAGAAAGAAAACAAAUUAUAUUAAGAGGUUUCGGCAUUUAAUUAGGAAGCCAUAAUCUUAUCCCUUCAUGAUGUUUCAAAGCAAAAUAAAGUAAGCAUCAGGUGUUAUGUUCAUAAAUAUAUGAAAAAUGUUGUGGCCUUUCUUGCUGCAUUUGCACCAUUCAGUUCUCUGGUUUCUCUCUUUGAGAAAAAAAAUGUCAAUAUUUAGUACACAUGUUUUACAAUGACCAGACCUUAAUUACUGAAGAUAUAUGGCAGAUUUGGCAUGUCAAAUAGAGAUUCUGACAUCUUUUCUCUCAAACAUGCAUCACUUUUGAAUCCAAUAUGUAAUGCUGUUGUUGUUGUUGAAAUUAUGAAAUUUAGGGGUGCAUUUAAAUCUGCCAAACAAGUUCAACAUUGUACACAUCUAGUGUCCUUGAAAUAAUGAAAGAAAGCUACAGUCUGGAGACUAAAACUGCCAGAAAAGUUGUACCAGGUAAUAAUAUUAUUGCCUAAUGUUAGCAAAAAAAGAAAAGAAAUACAUCAUUGUACAUUUUCAAAUGAUGCUUGAAUUAUAGGUCACUCUGUAACAUUAGUAAAAAAAAAUUAUAAGCAUUAUGUUUAAUACAAGAAGUUUGUAAAAGGAUUUAUGUAUUUUUCAUCACCAUAAUGUUGAAAUAUAGUACAUAAUUUUACAAAGCCUUGCCACUGAAAACAAGAAUUUUUUCACAAGUCUAUCAAUGUUCUACUAACUAUAACAAUAGUGUUAUUUAAACUCUGAACUAUAUUAACAAAUGCAAAUGGAACUCUGAAUAAAAUGUAAUUUGUAUGUCUAAUUUACUACAUUGUUGCAUUUUCCCUCCCCCAAUAGUAAAUGUAUGUAGUGAAUUUCAAAAGAGACUUUCAUAGAAAUAAACUGUUUCAAAUUAAUUACUGUCUCCUGCACAUUAACAUCAUAUUAUUUCAAUUUAAUAAACACAAAUGCCAAACAGAAAUGAAAUAUUAAUUUUCAGAUUUCAUUAAUUUUAAUCAUAGCAAUUUUAUUGC
This is a messenger RNA of Gryllus bimaculatus (two-spotted cricket), 3806 nucleotides long. NCBI's taxonomy places the organism in Eukaryota, Metazoa, Arthropoda, Insecta, Orthoptera, Gryllidae. The record is from the annotation of a GenBank genome assembly.